GAGCCUCCACAGCUGAUUUCACAUGUGACAAGCGAGUGCCCCGCGCCGCACGCCACUUCGCGCCAAAAUACCGGCAACCGAGAAAAAAAAACAAAAGAAAAAAAUAUUUGUCUAUGGAUUUAGUGAGUUUCUGUUGUUAGUGCAAUCUGUGAAUGUUGGUGGACUCAUCGGCUUGGACUUUUGUUUCGUCACUGAAGUGAAUCAUUUCUGGAUUGAUCGGGCCUUAUCGAUCGGUGCAUUGGAUUUUUGCGGAUGCCCGCCCCAUGCUGAGCGAUGCGGGAGAGCGCGUACCGCGGGCUGUCCCAGCACGUGGAGCUGGACCGCGCCGCCGACCCUCGAGACCGCUUCCAGCUGCACGAGCUAAUAGGGGAGGGGACGUAUGGCGAGGUGUACUGCGCACGGGACAAGAAGACCGGGAGGCGGGUCGCUGUUAAGGUCCUCGAGAACAUAACAGAGAACAUCGAGGAGAUCGAGGAGGAGUUCCUGGUGUUCCGCGACCUGUCGGCGCACCCCAACAUCCCCGAGUUCUUCGGCCUGUUCCUGAAGCGCGGCCCGUCCGCCGACGACGACCAGAUAUGGUUCGUGAUGGAGUUAUGCACGGGCGGGUCCGUGACGGACCUGAGCGCGGGCAUGCGGGCGCGGGGGGCGGCGCUGAGCGAGCCGCAGCUGGCGUACGUGCUGCGCGGGGCGGCGCGCGCGCUGGCGCACCUGCACGCGCACCGCUGCAUGCACCGCGACGUCAAGGGACACAACAUCCUGCUCACGGAGGACGGCGAGGUCAAGCUGGUCGACUUCGGCGUGUCCUCGCACCUCGCGGCCACCGUGGCGCGCCGCAACACCUCCGUCGGCACCCCCUACUGGAUGGCUCCCGAAGUGAUAGCCUGUGAGCAGCAAUUAGACCAGUCGUACGACUGUCGCUGCGACGUGUGGUCGGUGGGCAUCACGGCCAUCGAGCUGGCGGAGGGCGAGCCGCCGCUGUCGGGGCUGCACCCCAUGCGCGCGCUGUUCCAGAUCCCGCGCAACCCGCCGCCGAGGCUGUCCCAUCCGGAGCUCUUCUCCUCACACCUCGCCGAUUUCAUCGCUGAGUGCCUCGUCAAAGACAUGUCUCAGAGACCGUUCGCGAGAGAGCUGUUGGAACAUCCUUUGUUGCUUGCCGUCGACCACUUUGAGGACAAGAUCCGGAAAGAGCUGCAAGCCGAGAUAAAGCGUCAGCGGGCGGACGGGCGCAGCGCGCGCGCUCCCGACGCGACCACCAAGCGGGGCAAGCUGAAGUCCCACAGGAAGGCCCGUCCCGAGGUGAUGUACACGGACGACCUGGCGACCCUCGAGGCGCUCACCGAGGACGCCAUCGCUGAGCAGCUCUCCCGCAGAUACAACCAGAACCAGAUCUACACGUAUAUCGGCGAUAUCCUCGUCGCCGUCAACCCGUUUACUGAUAUCGGAAUUUAUACCACCAAGACCCAGCAACUCUACCAAGGUCGCUGCCGCUCGGACAACCCGCCGCACAUCUUCGCAGUAGCGGACGCGGCCCACCAGGCGCUGCUGCACCAGCGACAGAACCAGGCCAUCGUCAUCUCCGGCGAGAGCGGCGCCGGCAAGACCGAGUCCGCUAAUUUGUUGUUGAAGCACUUGGUGUUCUUGUCUAAGACGCAAAACCGCAACCUAGAAGAGCGGAUCCUCCAGGUCAACCCCAUAAUGGAGGCGUUCGGCAACGCGCGGACCGGCAUCAACGCCAACAGCUCGCGCUUCGGCAAGCACCUCGAGCUGGCCAUGAUGAAUGUGGGCCGGAUACAUGGAGCCAGGAUCUCGGUCUACCUGCUGGAACAGUCCAGGGUCGUGCAUCAGGCCAUGGGCGAGAGCAACUUCCACGUGUUCUACUACCUAUACGACGGGCUCGAGAGCGAGGGUCGCUGGCGUCGCUGCUACUUGGACGAGGCACUGCGGGCACGACACCGGUAUCUACAGCCACUGGCAGGAGGACACAGGGAGCAUAAUGUGCACCGGUGGAGACAGCUCAACCAGGCCUUUAAGGUUGUCGGAUUCCAAGAUGAAGAAAUACAAAUAAUUUACAAAAUUCUGGCUGCCAUUCUACAUCUAGGAGACAUCGAGUUCGGAGAGACCACUGGAGAGGACAACACGGAUAACCGUGCUACCGUCAUCGACACUGCGCCUUUACAUAGAGCGUCCUGCCUCCUCGGCGUGGAAACCUCUGAACUCCGCGAGUGCCUGACCAGCAGCAGCGUGGUGGCGCGCGGGGAGACCAUCGCGCGGCACUGCUCUCCCGCCGAGGCCGCCGUGGCCAGAGACGCCACCGCCCGGGGGUUGUACGCGAGGGCGUUCGAUAGGAUCGUGGAGCGGAUCAACGCGCUGUUGUGCCAGAAUCGGCCGCAUAUCACUGACCAACUCUGCAUCGGCUUGCUCGACAUCUUCGGCUUCGAGAAUUUCACGAGAAACUCUUUCGAGCAGCUCUGCAUCAACAUCGCCAACGAGCAGAUCCAGUACUACUUCAACCAGCACAUCUUCACGUGGGAGCAGCAGGAGUACAUGGCUGAGGGGGUUCCGGUAGACCUGGUGGAGUUCUCUGACAAUCGCCCAGUUCUGGACAUGCUGCUGUCCCGGCCUAUGGGACUGUUGGCGCUGCUGGAUGAAGAAAGCAGAUUCCCUCGGUCCACUGAUAGAAGUCUAAUCGAAAAGUUCCACAGCAACAUAAAGAGCAAAUAUUACGUCCGUCCCAAAUCUGAUGCAAUAUGCUUUGCUAUCCACCACUUCGCCGGCCGCGUGGUCUACCAAGCGGAGAACUUUCUAGAAAAGAACCGAAACUUCUUGCCUCCAGAAGUGGUUCAACUGAUGAGGCAGAGCCAAUACGACACCAUACGAUUCUUGUUCCAGUGCCCGAUCACCAAGACGGGAAAUCUGUACUCGCCGCUCCAAGGAGACAUCGACUCCAGGACAUUAGAGAGUCCUUCUAGUGAUAGAACUAGGGAACGAUUCAACAGUAGAGGGCUAGCCUCUCAAUCUCGAGCCCAGCAGACAGUCUCCACAUAUUUCCGAUUCUCGCUCAUGGAACUGCUACAGAAGAUGAUGAGUGGAACUCCUCAGUUUGUCAGAUGUUUGAAGCCGAACGACCUCAGGUCACCGAAGCACUUUGACUCUGCGAAGAUAUUGAAGCAGCUGAGAUAUACAGGCGUGUUGGAAACAAUCAGAAUACGCCAGAAUGGAUUCUCCCAUCGACUUCCGUUCGAUGACUUUUUGAAAAGGUACAGUUUCCUAGCGUUCAGUUUCGACGAGGAAGUGAAGCCGAACCGCGACACGUGCCGCCUGCUGCUGCUCCGACUCAAGCUGGACGGCUGGGCCAUCGGCAAAUCCAAAGUGUUCCUCAAGUACUACCACGUUGAGACGUUAGCCAGGAUUUAUGAAGAACAGAUUCGAAAAGUGGUGCUAGUGCAAGCGAACGUCCGAGGCUGGUUGGCGCGUCAGUACUACCACAGACUCAAGGCGCAGAUGGCGAUAUCCGUGUUGACGCUGCAGAGGCACGUCAGGGGAUGGCUGACGAGGAAGCGGCUGCAGGAGCGACAGAGACAGCUGGCGAGAGAGUUUCAGAUGGAGCAGGACAGCCAGAGGAGGCAACAGAAACCUGGUGCGCCUAACAAGAACAAAGCCAUGAUGAAAGCUAAGUUGCUGAGACGUAUGACGUCGCAGGAAAGUGAUACCAACGAAACCAACUCAGGGAAUAAAGAGAACGUUGACACGAAUAAAGCUGCAGUUGUUAUACAGAGCCACUUCCGCGGCUACACAGCCCGCCGGCGCUGGGCGAAGGGGCGCGCGCCGCCGCCCCCCGCGCACUCCCCGCCCCCCGCGCCGCACCUGCUCAUGCAGCAGUACUCCGUGCAGGAGCGAGCCAAGCAGCUGCAGACUUUCGCAGACCAGGUGCACAGCAAGAACCAAGAGGUGCACAAGCUGCUGCGUCGCAACAAGCCGGGCGUGCGUCUGUCGGACGUGAAGCGGCCCCCGCCCGGGUACCAGGCGCCGCCCGGGUUCACCCUGGUGCCCGCCAUCAUCAGGGGACAGCCCUCGCAGGUCGAGCAGGACGCUAGUCGACUGUCCAGUCCGUCGCCCGAGUAUCUCGAGAGCCCCGCCAUACCGUGGGACGAGCCCUUUCUCAAUAAAGACCACAUGUUCUCACCACAGAGGCUGAAGCAGUCGCAAUCGCGCAGCUGCGACGAAGAGAGACCUCUCCAAGUGAACCACAACUGGCAGAACCUGCAGUGCAGCCGGCAGUGCGGGGGACUCGUCAGCGACAAAAUAAACGAGCUGGUGAAGCAGGCGCAAAGAGCGCCACCGCCGCGGCCCAAGUACCCGCAGACGCCGCCCGACCCCGAGUCAGACUUCCGCAAAGUCCUCAGAAACUCCCCGGAGAUCCUCGCCACGCCUGUCUUCAGCUCCGACGACGACUACACCGAGGGCCCCUUCCGCUUCAAGCAGCUGCUGCGCCCCACCAUGGGCCCGACCGAGAGCCUGAGGAAGCGCAAGGUGCGGAACUCCCCCGGACAGAGCCCCUGGAUGUCCGACAGCUCCCAGGACAGCACCAGCUCGCGGCUGCUCUACAACAAGCGGAGACCACAGAUCAGCAUGGGUGUUUAUUAUAAUUAGUAGUUUUCCGAUAGAACGGUGGUAGAAUUGUGUUUUCAGUAGUUUUCGAGUCAUUUUUACGGUUCUUUUUUGCUAAUAGUUCUUUGUUAAGAUUUUUCCAUAAGUGUACUUAUAAAGUUAUGAAUGAACUUU
Messenger RNA from Plutella xylostella (diamondback moth), 4782 nucleotides. RefSeq names its product myosin-IIIb. Gene Ontology annotation, molecular function: ATP binding; microfilament motor activity; protein binding. NCBI's taxonomy places the organism in Eukaryota, Metazoa, Arthropoda, Insecta, Lepidoptera, Plutellidae. The record is from RefSeq and is a predicted model, not a curated record. Gene Ontology annotation, cellular component: myosin complex. Gene Ontology annotation, biological process: peptidyl-serine phosphorylation; regulation of actin filament length.